CAGACCUCGCCAGACGUCGUAGACAGAGAUAAUACUCGGCGUGAAGCUCCCCGCCAUCAGUUUAGCAAGGGCAUGGACGACUGCCACGGCGAAGCCCGCGAUCGCGGCGGCGACGACAUGGUGGUGACACUGGCGGAUGCCGAGCGCCUCGGCACGGCGUGCAUGAGCAGCAUGGCCCGCGGUUACUACCAGAGUGGAGCAGACGAGCAGCAGACCCUCGGCGAGAACACCCGGGCCUACCGCAGACUUCGACUGCUUCCUCGGAUGCUGCGAGACGUGAGCCGUCGGGAUCUGAGCGUUACGCUGCUGGGCGGCCGUGAACGGCUUUCCUUCCCGGUGGGAAUCGCACCCAGCGCCAUGCAAAAGAUGGCGCACCCGGAUGGAGAGGCAGCCACUGCUAGAGCUGCUCGCGACGCUGGCACGCUCAUGAUUGUCAGCACCAUUGCGACCACGUCGCUGGAGGAGGUGCGCGACGCGGCGCCGGAUGGCCGCCGGUGGUUCCAGCUGUACGUGUACCGGGACCGCGGCGUCACGCGCUCCCUCGUGCGACGCGCCGAGGAGGCCGGCUACUCGGCCCUGGUGCUCACCGUGGACACGCCUUACUUCGGCCAGCGGCUGGCCGACGUGAGGAACAAGCUCGCCCUGCCACCGGCACUCAAGAUGGCCAACUUCAACGAAGCGGACUUCCAGAAUGUGGUAUCAGCACCGGAUGGCGGUUCCGGCCUGUCGACGUACGCGUCUGCGCUUUUUGACCCUUCUCUGACGUGGACUGACGUGGAUUGGUUACGAAGUAUCACCCACUUGCCACUCGUUAUCAAAGGCAUCCUCAGAGGUGACGACGCCGUCGAAGCUGUGAAUCACGGCGCAGCCGCCAUAUUGGUGUCCAAUCACGGUGCCCGGCAGAUGGACGGAGAACCAUCAACGAUUGAGUGCCUGCCGGAAGUGGUGCGUUCGGUGGCGGGUCGAUGCGAGGUGUACCUGGAUGGCGGCGUGCGCUGCGGCACCGACGUGGCCAAAGCGCUGUGCCUGGGUGCCCGGGCCGUGUUCAUCGGCAGGCCUGUUCUUUGGGGUCUUGCCUACAAGGGCAAAGAAGGCGUCGACCAGGUACUGGCCAUUCUGCGGUCGGAGCUGGACCGCGCCAUGGGACUUCUGGGUUGGAAUUUCCAGCAGACCUGUUUGGAUGACAAAUGUAGCCUUAAAUCAAGGAAAGGUAAAUAGCAGUCAACAGGAAGCUCGUGAGUCACUAUUAAAAGUGGUUGCCGCACCACAUCCGAUCUGACGCCAGACCUCGUGGUUCGCGAAGAACGCUACUCCAAGCUCUGACUCGGUUUUUUUUUCUCAUACAUAUUUGAAUAUAAAAGCGAGCGUCAAAUUCGAUAAAGCCGAAAGUUGAACAUGUUGGAAUGGCAUACUUGCUAGUGGAAAGCGCAAUCAUACACGUAACGCAAAACAAGAAGCACACGGAGCGCUCAGUGUAUGUUCAUUUGUGUUGCAUGAAUUAUUGCGCUUCCUAUUAGCAAGAAUGUGAAAGCAACAUGCAUCUAUUGCGAUAACAGUUAUACGGACACUCCAAGGGCAUUUUACCAUCGACAUCGCCGUGAUGCUCCGUAUAAACUUCAAGAACGAUAACACCGUCGCCGCACGUCACGUGCUGCGUGUUCGAGUGAAAGCGUGCAAAAUUGACCUGCGAUCCUUAGCUCCCUUCACAUUACUUCACUUGUACGUAGAGUGCAAGGGGAGCCCAUGAUCGCGGUUCAACCUAACACACGCAAGGAGGAAAGUGGCAGGAAGUGCGCCGUCUUCCGUCGACGCUAGGUUUCAGAGAGAGGGGAGGGAGUGGGGGGAGGCGUUGUACUGCGCAUUCUGCAGCCGCGCUUGCCAUAUCUUGCCAGCGAUCUGCGUUGCGGGCAGUCUAGGUGCUUCGACGGCUCAUGCCUUCGUAGGUGCUGCGUUCUCGCCGCUCCGUUUUGGUCGAAGCGAUAGACAUCGCUUCGACCAAAAGGAGGCGUUACGCAAUCAGGGUGUAGACGAGCCGUAUGUAAAAAUACUGAAAGAUAUCUAUAGCAGCUCCACAGCCACCGUAGCCCUCCACAAAGAAAGCAACAAAAUCCCAAUAAAGAAAGGCGUCAGGCAGGGAGAUACGAUCUCUCCAAUGCUAUUCACAGCGUGUUUACAGGAGGUAUUCAGAGACCUGGAUUGGGAAGAAUUGGGGAUAAAAGUUAAUGGAGAAUACCUUAGUAACUUGCGAUUCGCUGAUGAUAUUGCCUUGCUUAGUAAGUCAGGGGAUUAACUGCAAUGCAUGCUCACUGACCUGGAGAGGCAAAGCAGAAGAGUGGGUCUAAAAAUUAAUCUGCAGGAAACUAAAGUAAUGUUUAACAGUCUCGGAAUAGAACAGCAAUUUACAAUAGGUAGCGAGGCACUGGAAGUGGUAAGGGAAUACAUCUACUUAGGGCAGAUAGUGACGGCGGAUCCGGAUCAUAAGACGGAAAUAUUCAGAAGAAUAAGAAUGGACUGGGGUGCGUUUGGCAGGCAUUCUGAGAUUAUGUACAGCAGGUUGCCAUUAUCCCUCAAGAAAAAAGUGUAUAAUAGCUGUGUCUUACUUGUACUCACCUAUGGAGCAGAAACCUGGAGGCUUACGAAAAGGGUUCUACUUAAAUUGAGGACGACGCAACGAGCUUUGGAAAGAAGAAUGAUGGGUGUAACGUUAAGGGAUAAGAAAAUAGCAGAUUGGGUGAGGGAACAAACGCGAGUUAAUGACAUCUUAGUUGAAAUCAAGAAAAAGAAAUGGGCAUGGGCAGGACAUGUAAUGAGGAAGGAAGAUAACCGAUGGUCAUUAAGAGUUACGGACUGGAUUCCAAGGGAAGGGAAGCGUAGCAGGGGGUGGCAGAAAGUUAGGUGGGCGGAUGAGAUUAAGAAGUUUGCAGGGACAACAUGGCCACAAUUAGUACAUGACCGCGGUUGUUGGAGAAGUAUGGGAGAGGCCUUUGCCGUGCAGUGGGCGUAACCAGUCUCAUGAUGAUGAUGAUAGACAGCACGAAGGUCACUUCACUAGCUGCAGCUGUUGCGCUUCCUCACUCCAUCGUUUUGACAGUGGGUGUCCGCGCUUAUCUAGUGUGAUGCGUUCAUGUUUGCCUGUGUGCGCUGAAAACACACUUGUUACUUUGGUUAGUAAGCGAAUGCUUGUAACUUUACACGGCCAAUAAAACUACUAUUCUUGCUUUGUA
Dermacentor andersoni is the source of this 3224-nucleotide messenger RNA. Its product is annotated as 2-Hydroxyacid oxidase 1-like. Gene Ontology annotation, molecular function: oxidoreductase activity; FMN binding. Lineage: Eukaryota; Metazoa; Arthropoda; Arachnida; Ixodida; Ixodidae. The record is from RefSeq and is a predicted model, not a curated record.